This is a messenger RNA of Stomoxys calcitrans (stable fly), 867 nucleotides long. RefSeq lists its product as uncharacterized. The coding region runs from base 1 to 867 and encodes 288 amino acids. The record is from RefSeq and is a predicted model, not a curated record. The transcript is spliced from 3 exons. Lineage: Eukaryota; Metazoa; Arthropoda; Insecta; Diptera; Muscidae.
AUGUCUGUCGGUUGGAAAUUUGUAGCCACGGUUAUAGUGGUCAUUUCAUUUGUGCACAGUUCUCAUAUAGAAAGUAGUCAACAUUUGUACGACUCCAUACGAGUCAUUGUGAACGAUCCCAAGAGUCUGUUUCAAAGGAAACUUUUAUUUUAUGCCAACUAUAAGCCAAAUACGAAUACAGCUCGCUACUAUUUCAAUGAUCUGGUCAAUUACAUAGCUCCUGAUAUGGCCAACAUUUCCUAUAAAAUUUUAUUUCAAAAUCAAAAGACCUUUCGCAAGACAAAAACUUUAAAGGUUUUGCUUUUUGAGGACAGAGAUGCCCUCAGUUAUUUCUAUGCUAAAAUCAAUAAAACCGGCAAUUAUAAUCUCUCAUACAAUCUAAUGCACAUAUCGACCAUAACCACAUUCGAUGUGGAUGUCAUAACCAAAGUCUUUGCCCAUCUAUACCGCCUGAGUAUUCUUAAUGUGGCCCUAUUGGUGAAUUUACUCGAAGAGGAUAUCAUAAUGGUGACCUACUUUCCAUUUACCCCCGACAAGUGUCACAGUAUUAAACCGGUUAUUGUGAAUCGUUAUGAUCCCAUACAACAUCAGUGGGUACAUAAAAACUAUUUUCCACCCAAAGUGCGAAAUUUGUAUGGUUGCCCUUUGACAUGUGCCGCUUGGAAUGAAUUUCCCUACAUCAAUUUGGAGUACAACAGCAAUGGUAAUGAUGUCACCAAGUAUAAGGGAUUUGAAGGGAAACUUUUGCAAUUUCUUGCUGAAUCACUAAACUUUACUACCAAGGUGUACAUCUUGAACUCAACGGAAGUAGAUGAGACAUUCAAAGAACCAGAUUUAAUAUUCAAGGAGGAAUUGCAUCGAUAUUAG